This is a messenger RNA of Hemisphaericaspora subhashii, 1515 nucleotides long. It is a transcript of the gene CDC19, whose product is annotated as pyruvate kinase. The record is from RefSeq and is a predicted model, not a curated record. Gene Ontology annotation, cellular component: cytoplasm. NCBI's taxonomy places the organism in Eukaryota, Fungi, Ascomycota, Pichiomycetes, Serinales, Debaryomycetaceae. Bases 1 to 1515 code for a protein of 504 amino acids. The transcript has a single exon. Gene Ontology annotation, molecular function: magnesium ion binding; pyruvate kinase activity; potassium ion binding. Gene Ontology annotation, biological process: glycolytic process.
AUGUCAUCCUCAUCUUUACAUUGGUUAUCUAAAUUAAACGUUGAAGAAACUCCUCAUAAACAUUUACGUAGAACUUCAAUUAUUGGUACCAUUGGUCCAAAAACCAACAAUGUCGACACUUUGGUCAAAUUACGUAAGGCUGGUUUAAACAUUGUUAGAAUGAACUUCUCCCAUGGUUCUUAUGAAUAUCAUCAAUCUGUUGUUGACAAUGCUAAGAAAUCUGAACAAGUAUACAAGGGUAGACCAUUGGCAAUUGCUUUAGAUACUAAAGGUCCAGAAAUUAGAACUGGUACUACUGUUGAUGAAAAGGAUUACCCAAUUCCUCCAAACCAUGAAAUGAUUUUCACUACUGAUGACGCUUACAAGACCAAAUGUGAUGAUAAGAUCAUGUACAUGGAUUAUAAAAACAUUACCAAAGUUAUUGAAGUUGGUAGAAUCAUAUAUGUUGAUGAUGGUGUCUUAUCUUUCGAGGUUUUAGAAAUUGUCGAUGAACAAACUUUAAAAGUCAAAUCUAUUAAUGCUGGUAAGGUUUGUUCCCAUAAAGGUGUCAAUUUGCCUGGUACUGACGUCGAUUUACCAGCUCUUUCUGAGAAAGAUAAAGCUGAUAUUAAAUUCGGGGUCAAGAACGGUGUUCAUAUGAUUUUUGCUUCUUUUAUUAGAACCGCUAAUGAUAUUCUUGAAAUUAGAAAAGUUUUAGGUGAAGAAGGUAAAGAUAUUCAAAUCAUUGCCAAGAUUGAAAAUCAACAAGGUGUUAACAACUUCGAUGAAAUCUUAGAAGUUACUGAUGGUGUUAUGGUCGCUCGUGGUGAUUUAGGUAUUGAAAUCCCAGCUCCACAAGUCUUUGUUGUUCAAAAACAACUUAUUGCUAAAUGUAACUUAGCUGCCAAACCAGUCAUUUGUGCCACUCAAAUGUUAGAAUCUAUGACUUAUAACCCAAGACCAACCCGUGCUGAAGUUUCAGAUGUCGGUAAUGCCAUCUUAGAUGGUGCUGAUUGUGUCAUGUUAUCUGGUGAAACCGCCAAGGGUGAUUAUCCUUUCGAAGCUGUCUCAAUGAUGCACAACACUGCUUUAAUUGCUGAAAAGGCAAUUGCUUAUCCACAACUCUUUAAUGAAUUACGUUCCCUUGCCAAGAAACCAACCCCAACCACUGAAACCUGUGCCGUUGCUGCUGUCAGUGCUUCUUAUGAACAAGAUGCUAAGGCUAUUGUUGUCUUAUCUACUACUGGUUUAAGUGCUAGAUUAGUAUCUAAAUAUAAACCAGAUGUUCCAAUUUUAAUGGUUACUAGAAAUGAAAGAGCUGCUAAAUUCUCCCAUUUAUAUAGGGGUGUUUAUCCAUUCGUAUAUGAUCAACCAACUAUUGAAAACUGGCAAGAAAGUGUUGAAAAUAGAUUAAGAUGGGCUGUAAAUGAAGCUGUUGAAUUGGGUAUUAUUAAUAAGGGUGAUGCUAUUGUUACUGUCCAAGGUUGGACUAGAGGUGCUGGUCAUUCUAACACUGUUAGAAUUGUUAUGGCUUAG